ACUACGACAUCACUUUUUUCACAGACGAGUGAAAGACGGUGAAUGUGAAAGUAAAACCAAACCUAACUAAACGCUUUAGCGAUAUCUCUUCAAACAUCCGAAUAGUCAUUCAGACUCUCUGAAUAAAGCUGAGAUUCACUCACAGUCAUGGCGAUGGCGUCCUCUAGUGGUCCAUUAGAUGAAGAGCUUCAGUGUUCUGUGUGUCUGGAUGUGUUCAAUGAUCCAGUCACCACUCCAUGUGGACACACCUUCUGCAAAACCUGCCUGAACGAAUGCUGGGAAAACACAGAGAACUGCGUCUGUCCAUUCUGUAAAGAAACAUUCAUGAAGAGACCGGAUCUGAAGAUCAACACCACACUCAGAGAGGUUGUAAAGCACCUUCUUGUGCAAAAUCUGGAGAAAUCUAGAGAGGUCGUUCAGCACUUUAAAGAAAAGAUUCAUCUGGAUAAACCUGCUGUUUUCUGUGACUUCUGUACUGAGAAGAAAAAAGCUCUGAAGACGUGUCUGAUGUGUCAGAGCUCUUACUGUCAAACUCAUCUGGAGCCUCACACGAGAGUCCAGCGUCUGAAGAAACACACACUGAUCAAUCCUGUGAUCAAUCUGGAUGAUUAUAUAUGUCAGAAACACGAGAGACCUCUGGAGCUCUUCUGUCGAGAUGAUCACACGUGUGUUUGUGUCUUCUGUACUGAAGGAGACCACAAGACUCACAACACUGUCUCUAUAGAGGAGGAGAGCAGACAGAGGAAGACUCAGCUGGUAAAGACACAGACAGACACGCAGCAGAUGAUUCAGGACAGAAUCAAGAAGAUUCAAGACAUCGAACACUCAGUAGAGCUGAUGAAGAGAAAGACAGAUCAAGAGAAAGCAGACAGUGUGGAGAUGUUCAGAGAUCUCAUCCGCUCCAUCGAGAGAUGUCAGUGUGAUGUACUGAAGAUGAUGGAGGAGAAACAGAAAAGAGCAGAGAAACAUGCUGAAGAUGUGAUGAAAGAUCUGGAGCAGGACAUCAGUGAACUGAAGAAGAGAAACGUUGAGCUGGAGCAGAUCAUGUCAAACACUGAAGAUCAUCUUCAUCUCAUACAGAUUUCUUCAUCUCUGUGCACACCUGUCAACAUGAAGAACUGCUCUGACAUCAGUGUUGAUACUUCUGACCGUCUGAACACUGUGACACCUCUGACUCAACUGAAACAGACUCUGGAUCACAAACUAGAUCAAACAGUGUUGAUGAAGAAGCUGUUUGCAGUGGAUGUGACUCUGGAUGCUGAUACAGCUUCACCAUAUCUGAUUCUGUCUGAUGAUAGAAAACAAGUGAGACAUGGAGACGUAAAGCAAGACGUGUCAGAUAAUCCAGAGAGAUUUGAUAAAUGCUCAUGUGUUCUGGGAAAGGAGGGAUUCUCCUCAGGGAGAUUUUAUUUUGAGGUUCAGGUCAGUGGAAAAACUGAAUGGGAUUUAGGAGUGGCCAGAGAAUCUAUUAACAGAAAGGGCCGGAUCAGACUGAAACCAGUGAAUGGAUACUGGACUGUGGCUCUGUGGAACGAGAAUGAAUAUAAAGCUCUCGAUGAUUCUCUUGUCUCUCUGUCUCUGAGUGUGAGUCCACAGAAGGUGGGUGUGUUUGUGGAUUAUGAGGAGGGUUUGGUCUCUUUUUAUGAUGUGGAGUCCAGAUCUCAUAUCUACUCGUACACUGGUCAAACUUUCACUGAAACUCUCUAUCCAUACUUCUGCCCAUCUCUUAAUGAUGAAGGUAAAAACUCAAAGCCUCUGAUCAUCUUACCUGUGCGUGAAUGAAUGAACCAGUAAAUUAUUGACUGAAUGAAUGUGAGAUUGAAUGAAUAAAUACUCCACUAAGAACUUGAAAUGAUUAAAGGAAUAGAUCACCAAAAAUGACAUCAUCACUCACCCUCAUGUUUUAUUCGUGAAACACAAAAGACGAUUAUAGGAAUCUUUACACAGCUCUUUUCACACCACACUUGUCAAUCUCACAAAAAGGAUAAAAAUAACAUGUUCAGUUUCUACAAAUGUGAGAAUCCUCUAUUAAUAGUGCAAAACCCAAUUUAGCCAAACUAAUUUAUUCAACCUUGAAUAAAAUAAUAAAUGCAAAUCAUACAGAACGAUCUUUACAUUUUUACAAAUAGUUUAGAAAACAACUUGUCUUUAAAUAUAUUACAAUAUUUGGGUAAGAAUGUGUGGCAGGCAGUUUAGUUUCUCAACUUUACAUUUUAAAUAGACAUUAUUUACUGUUAUGUGUUUUGUUAUGGACAUUGAAGAGGGAUUUAUGAGUUGAUAAACUUACACUUAUGUGAACAAACAGACAGACUGUAAGUGUUAUGAACUGUGUGAGAUCUUUAUUGUUGACAAACAAAUGUGAUUCUUCUGAGCACCAAUAAACGUGUAUGUGUGUGUUUUA
Molecule: messenger RNA, 2401 nt
Organism: Triplophysa rosa
Lineage: Eukaryota; Metazoa; Chordata; Actinopteri; Cypriniformes; Nemacheilidae
Product: E3 ubiquitin-protein ligase TRIM21-like
Exons: 7
Coding region: 148-1782 (544 amino acids)
Biological process (GO): protein ubiquitination
Molecular function (GO): zinc ion binding; protein binding; ubiquitin-protein transferase activity
Source: RefSeq, a predicted model, not a curated record